UUUGACUUGUUCCAGCUGCUGAACGGAGCGUCGUGUGUGGGAGGACGAUCGUAGACGAGAACAGCAAUUACUUCUGGAGUGAUCGUCGAAGGAAGUAGUUCUACCAAAGUAUUGUGAAGCACAAUUAGUGACGUGUAACUCUGCAAAAAUGACCAUAAUAACAACAUGCUGCUGUUGCAUGAAUACUCGUACUGGAACCAUAGUGUCUGGUAUCUAUACUACGAUACUAGCAGGUAUUAGACUUAUUAUGAUGUUAUCUGCGUUGGCAUCAGCGGGUGACAAGGCCGGAGGUUUGAUAUCGUCCUACAUUAUAGAUCUGUUGUUGCUUAUUGGCUUACUGAUAGUUUCCAUUAUUCUUAUCUAUGGCGCUAUCAAGGAUAACCGUAUUCUGUUGGUGCCAUGGAUGGUGUUUAUGGUUAUUUUCAUUAUUUUAACCUUAAUUACUACAAUUAUAAUCAUUGUAUAUGCGAGCUUUAGUUCCUGGGUUACCUGGUCUAACAUCAUCUGGUUCGUCAUCUUCAACACUAUCAACAUUUACUGCUUGUUGUGUGUAAUCUCUCAAUACCAAGAACUGAAAGAAGGUCGUGGAACUGCUGACUACCAUCGCCAGCUUGCUGCGUCCCGGGGACGUCCAGUUGUUGUCACUACAACCACGACCCCAGCCAGGGUAGAAAAGGCUUAAAUAUGCCGUCUUCAAUCAACAACAAUGUUGGAUUAUGUUUUCAGUUCACGAUUAUACACCGUUCUAUUAAGUCACGCCCUCAGUCGGCGAAUGAACUCUGUGACGUAAAUAAGUACGUCGUUCACAUUAUCCAUUAUGAUCUGCAAUCCUUAUAAGUAUACUGUUUUUUAGAGACUUGCAUUAUUCUCAAAAAUGAACAAUUACACAAUGAAACGGAGUAUUUUUACAACAACAUUGCUUACAUCCAUUUACGAAGUUCCUACGUCACAGAAUCACUCUCUCGCUAGAGGGCGCGCCACAUAGGGAACGUGUACUCAUAACACUUAGCUGGAACACAAAUUUACUUUUAUUCUCUAAUUAUUCCCAGUCAAAGCAUGUAAUUUUGUUUAUUUCAAACGUUAUAGGAUUACAUGUGUUUUUUUUAUCAACAAUAGAAUUAAUUCAUAUACGAUUGUGCAGAAACGAUAAAAGUAUUGUGCCUUAAUUGGUUUUAUUGAUCAACACCUGCUAACCUUAUAAAAGGUUAACGUCUGUUACAUUCAGUUUAUAUCUCAAGAACCACGUUAGGGUAAUUACGGGAUUAUAUUAGUCGUAGACGUAAAUAUAUACAUACUAUAAUAUAAGGGUAAGUAGGUGUAUGUGUAGUUUAUGCAUUGAAUUUAGUGUAAGGAAACAUUAAACCAGAACAAUAUUCGUGCUAUUUCUGCAAGAAUAUUUGCAUAUUAAUCAGCCAUA
This is a messenger RNA of Saccoglossus kowalevskii, 1417 nucleotides long. RefSeq lists its product as uncharacterized. The record is from RefSeq and is a predicted model, not a curated record. NCBI's taxonomy places the organism in Eukaryota, Metazoa, Hemichordata, Enteropneusta, Harrimaniidae.